Molecule: messenger RNA, 2409 nt
Organism: Thyridium curvatum
Lineage: Eukaryota; Fungi; Ascomycota; Sordariomycetes; Thyridiales; Thyridiaceae
Exons: 1
Coding region: 1-2409 (802 amino acids)
Molecular function (GO): DNA binding
Source: RefSeq, a predicted model, not a curated record
AUGUCCGCGCCGUCGAAAGGUGAGGAUGGAAACAUCCCCUUUGACUACGACACGGACGAGAUUCGCUCGAUCGACUCGGAGGACCUGUAUGAGGCCAGGCCCAACCGCUGGAAGGGCUCGCACGCGACGUGGAGAACCCUGACCGAGGACGACCGGCUCACGCACACUGCGCUCGAGCAGACCCGCAACCAGGACCUCUCCGUGCACCUGUACAACGCGUUUGCGCUCAAGCACAGGCAUCGGCGGCGGCGGGGAGGGAAAAGCAGCGCCGCCACAGCAGGAGAUUCCGUCGAGGGCCAGGUAGGUCUUGCUAUCAUCAUCAUCAUCCACUUUUACAAGCCAGAUCAAAUGAAUACUCACCGUGAGACACAGGAUGUGGAUAAGGUCACAGGCCAGCCCGUCGACUGGAACCCGGACUGGGAGCCGCCCAAGGGCUGGACCGCGUGGCCCAUGAGGCGCCACCAGCUGCCGUCCGACGAGUUCUUCAAGACGGCGGGUGAGGACGGGCCCGGCGCCGCGCGAGACGUGUACAGACACCCGCGGCCGCCGGCGCACCCCAGCGCUGCCUUGGAGGAAGCCGUCUCGGCGACCAUCCUCAAGCUCGCCAGCGCAAAGUUCAGAAAACGCGGUCUGGGAGAGCCCAAGCUCCACCGGAAAGCAGCAGCAGAAGAGGCCCAGGCAGCCGAGGAACAGCGGCGUCCCGCGACAGGACCAGACGUCUUCUUCUCAAGCACCGGCAGCCCGGCGGCCAUCAAAGCCGAUCCGGAGACCAAACGCAGCGCCGCCCUGGACAGCACCGCGCCGACCUACAUGCCCGUCGUCUCGGCCGACGACCAGCGGUCUUACGAGCUCCUCCGGCCCUCGACGCGGCACAUCCUGUCCAGCCUCGACCGCGCGCUGACGGUGCUGCACAACGCGCGCGUCGCGGGGAUAAACUACCUGUCCGAGUCGUCGGCGACCAACACCUCCGACAGCGAAGCCGGGUCCGACCCGCGCCCGCGCCCCCGUCGAGGCAGGGGCCGCCCGCGCAGCAACACGCCCGGCAGGAGGACGGCGUCUGCCGCACUAUUGUCCUCGCCUGAUAUGGAUACAGAGGGACCCCGUCGGAAGGGCAGGCCGCGCACGCGCUACGCGUCGCGGGAGGGCGAGAGCGAGAGGGAGGCCCUGGAGCGGAUCGCCCGGCAGCGCCACGACAAGAUGCCCGUCUACCCCUCCUCUCCCGAGGCGUCCGAAGAAGAGCACGAGACCUUCGAGACGGCCGCAGAGGAGGAGGAAGACAAGCAACGCCAGAAGCAGAAGCAACAACCCAAGCGCAACAGAGGCAAGCCGCGCAAGGCCUACCCCCGCCUCGAGGGCGAGUCGGAGAGGGCCUACCUCGUCCGCAUAGCGCGCCUGCAGCACAAGAAGAUCCCCCAGUUCUCCGGUUCUUCCUCUUCCGGCGAAGAGGACGAAGAGGACAAGAAACCGCCGCCGCCCGAGGAAGCCACCACGCCGCCACCAGCCCAGCAAGACAACCGCCACCCGUCCUCCUCCGCCCACGCAUCCCCUCCGCCCACGAUAACAGACGCCCAGCGCCAGCGCAACAGGCAGGCCCUCCUCGAGCGCUGGAGCCCGCGCGACUGGUCCGACGUCCUCGCCGCCGCCGCCCUCGCCGGCUUCCCGCCGGGCGUGCUGUCGCGCACCGCCCGGCGCUGCGCAGAGCUCUUCGGCGAAGGGGUCGACACGCGCACCAUCCCGCCCCACCGCGGGCCCGUCGUCACGACGCGCUACACGCCCGGCGUGAAGCAGUCCGUCGAAGACUACUCUGACAACUCUGGCUCGGACGACGACAACGCCAUGGCCGUGGACACGGUCCUCCAGCUGCGCGCGCUGAGCAGGCAGUCCAGCGCCGCCGCGUUCACGACCUCCCCCGAGCCGUCGGCGGCCCCCUCCUCGCCCUCCUCCGAGGACGACGAUGGCGAGGGCGAUGAUGACAACGAGGACGGCGACCGCCGCAGCAGCAGCAAGGGAACGCCGGCGGGGAGGCGCCCGCGUCCCCGGAGGAACAGGAGCAGCUCCGUCGGCGGCGGCGGCGUGACGUCCUACUGCCACCACGCCGACUGCGCGCGCGCGGUGCAGGGCUUCAGCCGCCGGGCCAACCUGGUGCGACACCUGCGCCUCGUGCACGGCGAGGAAGAGGCGCCGGGGCUCGCCACCUCCUCGAGGGGUCCGACGCCCAUCGUCGCUCCGACGGCGGCAGAUUCCGGAGGAGGAGGAGGAGAAGGGGUCAAGAACAACAAGGUUCUGGACGCGGACAUGUACGACUACGACUGCUACAGCGAGGAGGGCGGGGACGUGAGCGGCGGCGUGCACGUCGACGGGUUCCUGCGGCCGAUCAAGACGCAGAAGGGGUGGAGGGGUCCGGGCUGA